This is a messenger RNA of Arabidopsis thaliana (thale cress), 905 nucleotides long. RefSeq names its product thionin 2.2 (gene THI2.2). Gene Ontology annotation, molecular function: toxin activity. The record is from RefSeq and is marked reviewed. Bases 191 to 595 code for a protein of 134 amino acids. Gene Ontology annotation, cellular component: extracellular region. Gene Ontology annotation, biological process: modulation of process of another organism; defense response. The transcript has 3 exons. Lineage: Eukaryota; Viridiplantae; Streptophyta; Magnoliopsida; Brassicales; Brassicaceae.
UCUAUAUGUGGUAGCCACUGAGUAGACUUAAUAGAGCAUUAAAUAAAUGAAAUUCGUGGAUGCAAAUUGUAGAAGAACUAGUAUUUAACGGAGUGUUGCUUCAUCACAAAUUCAUCAAGAUAAGCUUAUAGUUAUCACUAAGAGUUUUGUCUACGUACAUUUUGUGAUCAAACAAGUAAUCAAUCAAAAGAUGGAAGGCAAAACUGUGAUCUCAAGUCUGCUCAUAAUGAGUCUUGUCUUAGCACAGAUUCAAGUAGAAGCAAAAAUCUGCUGUCCUACCAAGGAUGAUAGAUCUGUGUAUUUUGUAUGCAUGCUUUCCGUGUCAUCCCAAUUUUAUUGUCUAUUAAAGAGUAAAUGCAAAAAUACAUCUCAGACGAUAUGUCCUCCGGGAUAUACUAAUGACAUUCUCGAAAAUUCUGGUGAUGCUGUCAAUGAAUAUUGCAAGCUAGGGUGUGCAUCCUCUGUGUGUGGUGCCUUGACCACUCUCCAAAACUUUGACACAAGUAAAGUAUUGAGUGAAGCGGUUGAACAAUGCACCAAGGCAUGUUCUUCUGUCUGCACCGGAGGAUCUACCGCCGCAGUUAAAAGUGCCUAAACAAGUACAUUUAAAACUGAAGGAUGGUCGCAAUUCAGAGUGGCGUGACUGUUUUCAUGGAAUAAUUGUCGUCUAUCGAUGUAUGUUAUAAAAAAAAUGCUAGACUAUGGUGCUAGUACUGUUUAAUAAGUUGUUUCCGGUUUGCCAACGUGUCAUGAGGGUUUUUGAUCCUAGAUUGUAUUAUAUCCCUUCUACUUGUCUUUCUCUAAAUAAAUAAUAAUGUGUCCUUCUCGACUAAGUAUCAUUAAUCCACACUUGGAAUGUAAAUUGUCUGCUCAUGAAAUUAUAUGCAACUUAGUAAGAGUGUAUG